GUCUCGUAGACAGUUCUUCUAAUCUUUCGAGUUCAAGCUCAAACAACAACAAAAGUAAUAUUCAAAACAAUAUUAAAAAAAAGAAAGUAUGGAGUGACCAAAGAAAAAGAAAAAACCUCAAACAUUUCUCUGUACGUUUGUUGUCUUUUGCCGGCGAAAACGGAAACUGUUUCAUGUAAAUGACAAACACAAUAAAAUCCAAUUCGUUUCCUCUUUGAUACUUCAAAAAAAAAAUGGAUGAAGAAACAAUGGCUACUGGACAAAACAGAACAAGUGUGCCAGAGAAUCUGAAGAAACAUCUCGCAGUUUCAGUUCGAAGCAUUCAAUGGAGUUAUGGUAUCUUUUGGUCUGUCUCUUCUUCUCAGUCUGGAGUAUUAGAAUGGGGAGAUGGAUAUUACAAUGGAGAUAUCAAAACGAGGAAGACGAUUCAAGCUUCGGAGAUCAAAGCUGAUCAGCUUGGUUUAAGGAGGAGCGAGCAGCUUAGCGAGCUUUACGAGUCUCUCUCCGUAGCUGAAUCUUCUUCCUCCGGCGCCGCCGCUGGAUCUCAGGUCACUAGAAGAGCUUCCGCCGCCGCUCUCUCGCCGGAAGAUCUCGCCGACACCGAGUGGUACUUCUUGGUUUGUAUGUCAUUCGUCUUCAACAUCGGUGAAGGAAUGCCUGGAAGGACGUUUGCGAACGGUGAACCGAUAUGGUUGUGCAACGCUCAUAUGGCGGAUAGUAAAGUCUUUAGCCGCUCCCUUCUGGCAAAAAGUGCUUCAGUUAAGACAGUGGUUUGCUUCCCGUUUCUUGGAGGAGUCGUUGAGAUUGGUACCACAGAACAUAUUACAGAAGACAUGAACGUAAUACAAUGCGUGAAGACAUCAUUCCUUGAAGCCCCUGAUCCUUACGCUACUAUAUUACCAACAAGAUCCGAUUAUCACAUCGACAACGUUCUCGAUCAGCAACAUAUUCUAGGCGACGAGAUUUACGCGCCUAUGUUCGGCACGGAUCCUUUUCCGACGGCUUCUCCGAGCAGAACUACCAACGGUUUCGAUCCGGAAUAUGAGCAACUAGCAGAAGAUCAUGAUUCGUUCAUGACCGAAAGAAUCACCGGAGGAUUGGACUCACCAGAUGCCAGAGGUGAUGAAACCGCGAACCACGCUGUUUUAGAGAAGAAACGCCGCGAGAAACUUAACGAACGGUUCAUGAUCUUGAGAUCAAUCAUUCCUUCAGUCAACAAGAUCGACAAAGUAUCGAUUCUUGACGAUACGAUAGAGUAUCUUCAAGAACUCGAGAGACGGGUUCAAGAACUAGAAUCUUGCAGAGAAUCAACCGAUACAGAUACGCGUGGGACGAUGACGAUGAAGAGGAAGAAACCAUGCGAUGCAGGGGAAAGAACAUCAGCUAAUUGCACAAACAAUGAAACCGGAAAUGGGAAGAAGGUUUCGGUUAACAAUGGUGGUGAAGCCGAGCCAGCAGACACUGGCUUUACUGGUUUGACCGAUAACUUAAGGAUCGGUUCGUUUGGUAAUGAGGUCGUCAUUGAGCUUAGAUGUGCUUGGAGAGAAGGUGUCUUGCUUGAGAUAAUGGAUGUGAUAAGUGAUCUCAACUUGGAUUCUCAUUCGGUUCAAUCAUCGACCGGAGACGGUUUACUCUGCUUAACCGUCAACUGCAAGCACAAGGGGUCAAAAAUAGCGACACCAGGAAUGAUCAAAGAGGCUCUUCAAAGGGUUGCAUGGAUUUGUUGAAGACUACUUGGUUUAAAUUAGGAAAGGCUCCCCGGUUUGGUUUUCUACUCUUUCGUAUUAAUCUAACCGGGUUUUAGGAAUUCGUGUAAAGACCUUAAUUAUUUUGUGCUGUCUCUUAACGUAGGUGAAGAGGAAAAACAAAAACUACGAGUGUUUUCUUUUGAGGGUAGAUUAUUUUAAUUUAGCGAUGAAUUAAAAAUUUGUAGUAGCUAGUUUAGUUAAAUUUUUAAAGCUAUUUUUGUAGUUAAUCACAUUUUGAAUAUUCAUAUGGUA
Messenger RNA from Camelina sativa (false flax), 2000 nucleotides. The record is from RefSeq and is a predicted model, not a curated record. Lineage: Eukaryota; Viridiplantae; Streptophyta; Magnoliopsida; Brassicales; Brassicaceae.